Phytophthora infestans T30-4 is the source of this 432-nucleotide messenger RNA. Its product is annotated as secreted RxLR effector peptide protein, putative. Lineage: Eukaryota; Oomycota; Peronosporomycetes; Peronosporales; Peronosporaceae. The transcript has a single exon. Bases 1 to 432 code for a protein of 143 amino acids. The record is from RefSeq and is a predicted model, not a curated record.
AUGCGCCUCCCCUAUAUCCUGCUCGUUGCUUUGGUCACCUCCCUUCCCUCGCUCUCGGUUGAAGCCAAUGCUGGAACGAGGACUCUGCGAUCGCUCAAGACGAGCAACAGCGAAGACGCGGCCGAAGAAGAGCGCGUACUACCUGUCGUUCCCUUUCAGCACACUUUUAAUUUUAACGCUAUGGACGAGGUUCUUUUCAAGUUUAUCAAGUUGCCGGAACAAUUCGAACGAAUGAGGACUCAGCCAGAGCGCCUACGAACAAUUCUUAAAGACUGGUACGAUACUCUCCAAAGCGUUGACGAUAUCGUCGCCUUCAUGACGAAGCAAAAUUUGAGUCCGAAAGCCAUUGAAGAGUUCAAGGGAGCGUACGAGGCAUAUAUCAAGUAUGCAAAGUCUAUCAACGUGGAUCCGGCUUUUUUAGCCCUUCAUUAA